AUGGCUCCGGACCCCAGAGCCGGCCGCAGCCUCCUGCUGCUCAUCUGCUGCCUCGCUGCCGCCCACGCCGAGCUACUGGGCCUGAACUGGCUGUGGUCCCCGAGGACAGCGGGUCCCACGGCGGCGCUGACCUCCGAGCCCCUGAAAAGCCCACCUGUGCAGCCCACGGCAGACCCCACCACACACGGGGCCCCCCAGGAUGGCCCCACAGAGGGGACGACCGCCGCGGCUAUACCUGAGCCGCCCCUGGAGGAGCUGGAGGCUGGCCAGGGCAGGGACCCCACUGCUCCUGCCGCCCUCACCUGGAGUCCAGACACGAGGGAAGAGAACAUUGCCGGCGUGGGAGCCAAGAUCCUGAACGUGGCCCAGGGCAUCCGGAGCUUCGUCCAGCUGUGGGAUGAUGCCGCCCCCAGCAAGAGCCCCACCGGGGCGGGUACCUUGGCCCCCGAAGUCCCCACGGACCCCCUCACUCUUCCUGAGUCCUCCAGCACCCCCGCUGGGAGCAGAACGGCUCUCUGGCCGAGUAGCGCAGCCCCCAGCUCAUGGGACACCCCAAGGACCCAUCCCAGCACCUUGUCGGCGCCCACCCAGCUGCUCCCCUCCUUGGGCAGGCCCCGGGCCCCGCUCAGAGAGCCCUUGAUGCCCCUGCCGUCUCCAGGUACAGCGUCUUCUCCCUCCUCCCCGGGGUGGCCCCAGCAUCCGGACGGUCAAGAACUCCUGCCCGCAGCUGCCCUGCCCGGCCAGCAGCGCCAGCACACCGACGCCCCCUGCUGCACGCCUCAUCUGUCUCCCCUGGUGAUGGGCCCCGCUCACGCUGCCUCCUUCACCCUCUCCGCUGACCGCUUGGCCCUGCGUGGUAGGGGGGCCCUGUUUGGCGACCCUGGCGGUGAGGGCGGCCGCAUGCACACAGGCCACCCGGCUGAGCGGUCUCCGGUCUCAGCUUUAAUCAGGGACCUUGGUGAUUGGGGUUCUCACGUGGCUAAUUCUUCGGGUCCUGGUCUUGCUAACACCUCCGCACCGCUUCCCCCGGCCAGGCAGCCUGCUGGCCACUGCCGGCCGCUGCCACCCUCGAUGCUGCUCUGCCACCAUCUGGGCAUUAGCCUCGCCUGGCUGCCCAACCACCUCGGCCACCAGAGCGACGAGGAGGUGCGGGUGGCUGCGCGGGCCUGGGGGGACCUCCUUCAGACAAACUGCCACCGUUUCCUGGGGUGGUUCUUCUGCUUGCUGCUGGCCCCUCCUUGUGGUGCCGCACCAUCGCCUGGCCCGCCACCGUGCCGCCAGUUCUGCGAGGCCCUGGAGGACACGUGCUGGAGCCACCUGCAGGGCGGGAGGCUGCCCGUGGCCUGUGCCUCACUGCCCACCCAGGAGGAUGGGUACUGUGUGUUCGUUGGGGCGGCCGCAGAGAGAGUACUGGAAGAGGUGGGGCUCCUGCAGCUCCUCGGGGAGCCCCCGCCCCCACAGGUCACCCAGAUUGAGGACCCCGACAUUGGCCUGGCCUACACCUUCGGCCCGGACGCCAACAGUGGCCAAGUGGCCCGCUACCAUGUGCCCAGCCCCUUCUUCCAGGACUUCUCCCUGUUCUUCCAUGUGAAGCCGGCCACGGAGGGUGCGGGCGUGCUCUUCGCCAUCACAGAUGCGGCCCAGAUGGAGGUUCGCGUGGGUGUGAAGCUCUCGCACGUGCAAGAUGGGCAGCAGCAGAUCCAGCUCCUGUACACGGAGCCAGGUGCGGGGCGCACCCGCAUGGCAGCCAGCUUUCGCCUGCCCUCAUUCGCCCGCCAAUGGACCCGUUUCGCGCUCAGCGUGGACGGCAGCACCGUGGCGCUCUAUGUGGACUGCGAGGAGGUCCAGAGGCUGCCCUUCCAACGGGCCCCGGGGGGCCUGGAGCUGGAGCCCGGUGCCGGCAUCUUUGUGGGUCAGGCUGGAGGGGCCGACCCCGACAAGUUCCAGGCAUCAAUCGGCAUGAAGCUGACAGGCCCAGGGAAGUUAGGGCAGACCUGCUGCCUGGACGAGGCCUUUUCCUCCGCUGGGUGUGAAUCCAUUUCUCCGUGUCUGGCAGCAGCAUUUGUGGGGAGCCCUAAGGGUCUGCUGGAGCGAGCUCAGACCCUCUCUGGUGUGGAGCAGGCUAGAGAAAGCGACGCCCGUCCUGUGGGCUCAGACGUGGCUGCCGCAUGGGACGGCGUGGAAGAGGGGGGCCUGAGGCCCAGCUCUACAGGCCUGAAGGGGCAGAAAGGGGAGCCGGGCGCCCAGGGUCUGCCUGGCCCGGUUGGUCCCCAGGGUCCCCCAGGCCCAGCCGUCCAGAGCCCUGAUGGCACUGCCGCACAGCCUGUCCCUGGGCUGCAGGGACCCCCUGGACCCCCUGGGCCGCCAGGGAGGGAUGGCGCCCCAGGAAGGGACGGUGAGCCAGGAGAUCCCGGCAAAGAUGGAAGGGAGGGCGACACCGGCCCUCAGGGCUUCCCGGGAACCCCAGGAGAGAUGGGCCCCAAGGGUGAGAAGGGGGACCCUGGGGUUGGGCCACGUGGACCCCCUGGGCCCCAGGGGCCUCCAGGACCUCCAGGACCAUCUUUCAGACACGACAAGUUGACCUUCAUCGACAUGGAGGGGUCUGGGUUUGGCGGCGACCUGGAGACCGUUAGGGGCCCACGAGGCUUCCCCGGCCCCCCUGGCCCCCCCGGUGUCCCAGGCCUGCCCGGUGAGCCAGGCCGCUUUGGGGUGAACAGCUCGGACGUUCCAGGGCCUGCAGGCCUCCCCGGUGUACCUGGGCAAAAGGGGCUCCCUGGGCAUCCCGGCCCUCCAGGACCCCCAGGUCCUCCCGGUAAAGAGGGGCGGCAAGGAGAGAAUGGCCAGAAAGGAAGCCUCGGUGAAGCAGGUGCCCCAGGACCUAAGGGAGACCAGGGAGACCUUGGCCCUGUUGGUGCCCCUGGGAAGGAUGGCCUGGCAGGAGACCCUGGACCAGCCGGACCUCAAGGGCCCCCAGGUCCCCCUGGGCCCCCAGGGCCGCCUGGGCCAGGAUUUGCAGCGGGAUUUGGCGACAUGGAAGGUUCUGGAGGGCCCUUCUGGUCGACAGCCGAAGGCUCCACUGGACCACAGGGACCGCCCGGUGUGCCAGGACUCAAGGGGGAUCCCGGAAUGGCUGGGCCGCCUGGGGCCAAGGGGGAAACGGGAGAGAGCGGUGCCUCCGGGUUCCCUGGCCUCCCCGGCAGAGAGGGCGCAGCCGGGCCGCAGGGACCAAAGGGGGACAAAGGAAGUCAAGGAGAAAAGGGCGAGCCGGGCAAGGAUGGCGUGGGGAAGCCGGGACCCCCAGGGCCUCCCGGAAUCCCGGGGCCUGUUCUCUAUGUGUCGUCGGAGCAGGACAAGGUGGUCGCCAGUGUGCACGGAACCAAGGGCACGCCCGGGCACGCAGGCUUUCCUGGACCGACCGGCCCAAAAGGCGACCUGGGCUCCAGAGGCGAGCCUGGCCUCCCAGGACAGAAGGGUGAAAAGGGCGAGCCUGGAGCCAACUUCAGCCCCGAGGGCAGCGUCCUGGCCGAGAAGGGAGCCAAGGGUGAGCCGGGAUUCCGAGGACCCCCAGGCCCCUAUGGACGGCCUGGGCACAAGGGCGAGAUCGGCUUUCCCGGACGGCCGGGUCGCCCAGGGAUGAAUGGACUGAAGGGGGAGAAAGGGGAGCCAGGGAAUGCUGCCACUGGAUUCAGCUUGAGGGGUCCGCCCGGCCUCCCAGGGCCUCCAGGGCCCCCAGGCCCUCCUGGGACGCCCGCCUAUGACAGCAAUGCAUUUGUCAACUCUGGCCGCCCUGGGCCUCCAGGAUUGCCAGGGUUCCAGGGGCCUUCUGGACCGAAGGGAGACAAAGGAGAAGCGGGCCCACCCGGUCCCCCAGGGCAGUUCCCAUUUGACCUUCUGCAGUUGGAGGCUGAGAUGAAGGGCGAGAAGGGUGACCAAGGGGACCCCGGGCAAAAAGGAGAGAGGGGAGCACCAGGAGGCGGCGGAUUCUUCGGCUCCAGUGUGCCAGGCCCCCCUGGUCCUCCUGGCCCUCCGGGCUACCCUGGGAUUCCGGGCCCCAAGGGAGAGAGUAUCCAGGGUCAGCCUGGCCCACCAGGUCCUCAGGGACCCCCCGGCAUCGGCUAUGAGGGACGCCAGGGGCCUGCCGGGCCUCCCGGACCCCCAGGACCCCCAGGACUCCCCUCAUUUCCCGGCCCUCACAGGCAGACAAUCAGCAUUCCUGGCCCUCCUGGCCCACCUGGUCCCCCGGGGCCCCCUGGAACCACGGGUGCAUCCUUGGGCGUGAAGAUCUGGGCCACGUACCAGACCAUGCUGAACAAGGUACAUGAGGUGCCCGAGGGCUGGCUCAUCUUUGUGGCUGAGCGGGAGGAGCUGUACGUCCGCGUCCGGAACGGGUUCAGGAAAGUUCUGCUGGAGGCCCGGACGCCACUGCCCCGCGGGACGGACAAUGAAGUGGCCGCCCUGCAGCCCCCUGUGGUGCACGAGGGCCACCUAUACUCCUGGCAGGAGCCCUCCCACUCUACAGCACGACCCUGGAGGUCAGAUGGCAUCCUGGCCAACCCCCCACGCCUGCCGGACCCCCAGCCCUACCCUGGAGCCCCGUACCACAGCUCCUACGUGCACCUCCAGCCAGCUCGCCCCACCAGCGCACUUACGCAUGCACACCAGGACUUCCAGCCGGUGCUCCACCUGGUCGCCCUCAACAGCCCGCUGACGGGCGGCCUGCGCGGCAUCCGUGGCGCCGACUUCCAGUGCUUCCAGCAGGCACGGGCCGUGGGGCUUGCCGGCACCUUCCGUGCCUUCCUGUCCUCGCGGCUGCAGGACCUGCACAGCAUCGUGCGCCGUGCUGACCGCGGGGGCGUGCCCAUCGUCAACCUCAAGGACGAGGUGCUCUUCUCCAGCUGGGAGGCCUUGUUCUCGGGCUCCGAGGGCCAGCUGAGGCCUGGGGCCCGCAUCCUCUCCUUUGACGGCAGGGACAUCCUGAGGCACCCUGCCUGGCCCCAGAAGAGCGUGUGGCACGGCUCGGACCCCAGCGGGCGCCGGCUCACCGAGAGUUACUGCGAGACAUGGCGGACAGAGGACGCGGCCGCCAGGGGCCAAGCCUCCUCACUGCUGGCGGGCAAGCUGCUGGGGCAGACGGCCGAGAGCUGCCGCAAUGCCUUCAUCGUCCUCUGCAUUGAGAACAGCUUCAUGACCACCUUCUCCUAG
Trichechus manatus latirostris (Florida manatee) is the source of this 5202-nucleotide messenger RNA. RefSeq names its product collagen type XVIII alpha 1 chain (gene COL18A1). The transcript has 40 exons. Gene Ontology annotation, molecular function: extracellular matrix structural constituent conferring tensile strength; protein binding. Gene Ontology annotation, biological process: endothelial cell morphogenesis; angiogenesis; extracellular matrix organization. NCBI's taxonomy places the organism in Eukaryota, Metazoa, Chordata, Mammalia, Sirenia, Trichechidae. The record is from RefSeq and is a predicted model, not a curated record. The coding region runs from base 1 to 5202 and encodes 1733 amino acids.